This is a messenger RNA of Prorocentrum cordatum, 509 nucleotides long. Lineage: Eukaryota; Dinophyceae; Prorocentrales; Prorocentraceae. The record is from the annotation of a GenBank genome assembly.
CCGAUGCUCAACCCUCGUAUCCGUAAGAUGUUGCCGAUCACUCCUGCCAAGUUGCGUCGUGGAGCUGCUGAGCGGCAGAUUGUGAAGUGGAAGGACGUGCGCGGCCCCAUCGCCGCGGUGCAGGCCACUCUUCUGCAGAUUGGCUGGGGUCCACAGAGUCCUGAUGCAUGGCUGUUCCCAGCUUUUGGUGACGAGCAGUUUGCGACCGCUGUGGCCUCGCACUUUGAAGAUGUGCUUGGGGCCUUCAUGGGUGAUUGUGUGCAGCUGCAGCGGAUGGAGGCGGCCCGCUAUGUGGCUGGCGAGGAUCUGGCAGCAGGUGCUGGCGUGAAGACGGUGCAGAUGGAGCUGAGCCGCCUCGCUCCCCAGUCCAAGUUCUACGAGUGGGCCGCCGACGUUGCCGUCACCUCGGGGGGCCAGUGGACUCGUGGGCGGCAGGCCCUCGCGGGCCUCGCGGCCCAACCGGCGCUGCGGCUCAGGGGUGUCCCCUCGAAGGACCUCACGGUGCCCAG